AUGAAGGAAGGUUCCGGAGAUAUCGAUAGUAGAAAUGUGGUGAAGAACCGUGAGUUACUUUACCGACUGAUUAUCAGUCAACUGUAUUACGAUGGCUUUCAACCCAUAGCUGCAACGUUAGCUUCUGCCGUUCACGCUGAUCCGCCAUGUCCACCAAGCGACAGACUACUAAACCUAAUGGUUGUGGGAUUACAACAUGAGCCUGACCGUAAGGACCGGUUAGCAGCCUCCAGCGGAGCCGAACAUCUGCUCGGAACUACUGGUUUUGACUUGGAAUACGAGAUGGACGCAUCCUCGCUAGCGCCAGAGCCGGCCACGUACGAAACAGCAUAUGUUACAUCACACAAGAUGGCGUGCCGCGCGGGAGCGUUCAGUGCUUGCGGACAACUGGUUGCUACAGGCUCCGUUGACGCUAGUAUUAAGAUAUUGGACGUGGAGCGUAUGUUGGCUAAGUCAGCUCCUGAAGAAGUGGAUCCGGGGAGAGAGCAGCAAGGACAUCCGGUUAUUAGAACUUUGUACGACCACACUGAUGAGAUAACAGCUUUAGAUUUCCACCCACGGGAACAGAUAUUGGUGUCAGCAUCCCGGGACUGCUGUAUCAAGUUGUUUGAUAUCACUAAAGCUUCAGCUAAGAAGGCUUAUAAAAGUAUUACGGACGCCGAACAAGUACUAUGUGUGGCUUUCCAUCCUCUCGGGGACCAUAUAAUAGCCUCGACCACUCACCCGGUGAUAAGACUUUAUGACGUCACCACCAGCCAAUGUUUUGUAUGUCCAAUACCAUCCCAUCACCAUAAAAAACAGGUUAACUCUAUCAAGUUUUCCCCAAAUGGGAAAUACUUCGCCAGCGGUAGCGCGGACGGUUCAGUAAAACUGUGGGACACUGUCUCCAACCGCUGUUUCAACACCUUCAUCAACGCCCACGACGGGGCAGAAGUCUGUUCUGUAGCAUUCACCAGGAAUAGUAAGUACCUCAUGACCUCCGGUCUGGAUUCAUCCAUCAAGCUGUGGGAGUUAGCAAGUAGCAGAUGUUUGAUACAGUACACUGGCGCUGGAACUACAGGUAAGCAAGAACACCACGCCCAAGCUGUGUUCAACCACACGGAGGACUAUGUGAUGUUCCCGGACGAAGCGACCACGUCCCUUUGCACGUGGCACUCGAGGAGUGCCAGCCGCUGUCAGCUUAUGUCGCUAGGACACAAUGGCGCUGUGAGGUUUAUUGUCCACUCUGGCACAGCGCCAGCCUUCCUGACCUGCAGUGAUGAUUACAGAGCUAGAUUCUGGUAUCGUCGGAAUACGCACUGA
Molecule: messenger RNA, 1302 nt
Organism: Arctia plantaginis
Lineage: Eukaryota; Metazoa; Arthropoda; Insecta; Lepidoptera; Erebidae
Source: the annotation of a GenBank genome assembly